This is a messenger RNA of Oncorhynchus kisutch (coho salmon), 8224 nucleotides long. RefSeq names its product FH2 domain-containing protein 1-like. The coding region runs from base 396 to 4091 and encodes 1231 amino acids. The transcript has 11 exons. NCBI's taxonomy places the organism in Eukaryota, Metazoa, Chordata, Actinopteri, Salmoniformes, Salmonidae. The record is from RefSeq and is a predicted model, not a curated record.
GUUCCCCCAACUACGACCUCCACAGAAUGCUCCAGAACCCUAUCAAGGCCCAGUUUGGAGUGAUGGUAUACGGGCAGCAAGAUGGAGACAGACGGAAUCAGAGAGCAUGCUAACAUCGCCGUGACUAGACAGACAGAAGGACACCUCAUCUCAUUCGCCUCAGGAAAAAACUAUUGUGCUCUUGCUAUUUUGCCAUCUAAUCCUUGACUUGUGAUUUUAUCAGUGUAUCAUUUCUUCAACAUACCUGAAUAACUUGAGUAACUUGAGUUGAAGUGCAUGAAAGGUUGUUAGUUGAUUGGGCUACUUCAAACUCUUGAGAGCGAAAUUGAGGGCAUAGAGAAUUUGACGCAGUGGCCUCUCAGGACUAGGCCCCACCCCAGCCCCACGCUAGUCUGAUGCAUGUUAUGAGCAGCCCGUCGCUGACCAAUGAGACAGAGAACUGCAGCAGCGAGUGCAGCAGCAGCGCCGCCAGCACCACCUCCGACCUCUCCCCAAUGUUGGGCCACAUCCCCUCCGCUUCUACUCUCCCCUCUCCCUUCCCCAAUGAACACCCCCUGCACCCUACCACACUACCCCACCACUACACCCCACCGCUACCACCACCCCUGCCCCCGAACACACCUCCUCCUCCUCCCCCACCACCAACCUCCCUCUCCAGCCACGGUGUGUGGAAGAAGCGGCAGGUGCGGAGCUUUUUCUGGAAGCCCAUCCCAGAGGAGAAGGUGCGGGGGCAGCCCAAUAUCUGGACCAUGGCGGUGCGCUGCCAGCAGCAGUACCAGAUCGAUGUGCGCUCCGUGGAGGAGCUGUUCGGCCAGCCAGAGGAAGUGCAGGGCCGGGGGUGUGUGCCCGCCACCAGUGGAUCCUCCUCAGCCCGCAUCACCCGGUCCAGGUCCUUCAAGGAGAACAAGGACAAGAUCAGCAUUCUGGACUCCAAGCGGGGCAUGAACGUGGGCAUUUUCCUCAGGCAGUUCAAGAAGUCCAAUCACUCCAUCGUCGAGGACAUUCGCCAGGGAGAUGGCAAGCUGUACGGAGCUGAACUCCUCAAAGACCUGCUCAAACUCCUGCCCGAGUCUGAAGAGGUAAAGAAACUGAGGGCGUUCAAAGGGGACUCCAGCAAACUGACCCUGGCAGACUCCUUCAUGUACCUGUUGAUCCAGGUGCCUCGGUUUGAGUUGCGCAUCGAGGCCAUGGUCCUGCGUGAGGAGUUCUUUCAGUCCUGCGCUGUGAUGAGCCAUGAGAUCGAUGUCAUCCGCGUGGCCACCAAAGAGCUGAUGACUUGUGAGGAACUACACGCCAUCCUCCACCUGGUCCUGCAGGCUGGAAACAUCAUGAAUGCUGGUGGCUACGCGGGCAAUGCCGUGGGCUUCAAACUGUCAUCGCUCCUCUCGCUGGCCGACACCAAGGCCAACAAACCUGGCAUGAACCUGCUACAUUUUGUGGCUUUGGAGGCACAGAAGAAGGACGAGAAGCUGCUGAAGUUCCCUGAGAAACUUCAGGACAUCCAGAGCGCUUCCAGAAUAUCAGUGGAAAACAUUGAGUUGGAGUUCUCGUCUCUCUACGUCAGGACCAGAUCCCUGGAAGAGAAGGUCCAGAGUGACCCAGAGCUCCUGGAGCAGCUGAACCCCUUCCUGCAGUGCUCCACAAGGACACUCCAGGACCUGAAGAGGUGUAGGCUGGACCUGCGGAAGGAGGGUAAAUCGCUUAUUGACUUCUUCUGUGAAGACAAGGACACCUUCAUGCUGGAUGAGUGCUUCCGCAUCUUCCAGGACUUCUGUCUCAAGUUCAAAAAGGCUGUCAAGGAUAACCGGGAGCGGGAACAUAAAGAGGCGGCCAGGCAGCGGCGUCUCAGAGAGCUGGAGGAGAAGCGCUUUGCCUGGAAUGCCGACCAGCAGCAGGCUGCUGGGGCAGGUAAUGGCGGCUUCGGCCGCAGCAGCAGCGAGAACGACAUGGAUAUGCUCACCAAGGAGGGCCUCCUGGACUUCCUCCAGCAGCGUCCCGCCAGCCCCCACAGCCCCCUGGGUCGUUCAGCCAGCGCCCGUCGCCACCGCCACACCGUGGCCGCCAUGGCCGACCGCGAGCUUAACGAAUACCUGGAGCUGUUCGGCAGUGACACGGCACUACCAGCUGACUAUGCCAACAAGUUCAACAGCCUGCCGCGCUCCGGCCGCACCCUCCAUCGGAGAACCGCCCCCUGUCUUGUGUCCCAGGAUGACAACCACAAGCUGGGGAAUGGGCAGCAGGUGCUGGCCACGUCACACCGGGCUGAGACGGAGCCUAUCAGCCCCUUGGCAAUGUACUCUUUCACAGGCAUUAAUGUCAACGAGGAACCGUAUAACAAUAAUAACAAUUACACGACCGUGUCCGAGGGGAGCUAUCUGCCUCGCUCAUGUCAGAACCGUAACGUCUUUCAGAAGACGCCCAACCCCGGAGCGAGCGUCACGGCACACAUGAACGUCAGCGUGGAGAGGCACACUCUAGUCCUGGGAAUUCAACAGUUUGACCUCCACAGUCCGAACAAUAACACAAAUCAAAUGCACUUCGUUGACCACAAAGACUUGGUGGUAACGGACUUGGAAAUGAAGACGGAAUCUCCAAAGACACUCAUUUUGGACACCCCUCCUCCUUGUCCAAAGAGUUUGGAAAGAGGACCAGAGCCCAUGGCGUGGGAAGGUAAAAUGCCGUCCUCUCAGUUUGUGGUUGGCUCGCUUCAGAAGGAGGAAGAGGAGGAAAGCAGCACCGUCUCCUCAACCACCUGUGAUAUGCCCCUCCCUCUUGACCCCUCCGUAUCCAAUAAGAAACCGGUGUUCUACAUCUUAGACUGCACAGAAACGGACUGCUCCGUAGCGCUUGACUACUCUGAGAUCGAAAGCUCGCCUCUAAUGAGGGAAGGAUUGGUCCCCGAUGUAAAAAACACUGACUGCAACAACAUCCAGGGGAACCUUCGAGACCCCAGCUCACUAUCCUCCAACUCCAACUUUGAUUCCCCAUCCAAAAACAAUCAGUCCGUCUCUGCCUCCACAAAUGAGCUGUCGGUGUCAAAGUCCACAGACGAACGUGCCCCAUCCGUUGGCUCACUCGUCACCACGGAAGAGGGGGACACAGAUAGCUGGGACACGGCGGAGGCUAGGCAGGUGGGCAAGAAAGUUGUACAGACAUAUAGCCAUAAACCAACACACGCCAAGACCAAGAAUGUGUCAAAAGUUUCCAAAAACAGCAAAGUGGGUUGCGGCGUCAGGAUAUUGACCACCACUGAGAACCAGGGCAUGCAGAAGGUGGUGCCCAUCACCAAGCUAAGUCGGACUGGCCGUAACGCCAGGCGGGUGGAGAGACCCGCCGGGGGCCAUGGGGGUGCCAGGCAGCCGCUCAUCGACAAGAGCACCCCAGCCAGGGAGAGGGGUGAGAAGAACGGUUGUCCCGCCCGCCACUCCAGCUUGCCCCCAGAAGCCAAAUCCCAGGGGAACGCUGGCCUCUCUGGCUGGACACAUGAACUCAACCUGCGAAAGCCCUCCUUCCGCAAGCCCAGCGCCAAGCCGCUGAGGAACCUGCCCAAGGCACCGCCGGAGGAGAAGAUGUGCCGCUCCACCAUGAGAGCCCUGGCUGCUCAGGCCCAAGGUCAGGUUAGGACACCCUCUGAGGCUAGCGCUCCCGAGACACCUACUCACAGCUCCAAAACCCCAUCAGCCACCCUGCCUGGCUGGGCACGCAACACUGUGGCCUCCUCCUCUCGGACCACCAAGAAGGAACUCGCUCCAACCCUCUCCAACCCCCCGACCCCCUCCAGGAGCCCCUCUCUCCUGUCCCGGAGCAGCUCCCAGAGUCAAGCACCCGCUCGGCCUCAAGCCGCUGCCACAACCACACCUCCUGCCAAAGGGGGGCAGCAUUCACCCCGGGGGGAGGAGAAGGAAAAGGGCCAAGGGGGUGGUCAGCAGAGGGUGCAGAGCAUCAGGGCAUCAAGCCGGGCGAGCACUCAGCGUAGCGACACUCCCCCAUCGCCGCCCACCCGUGAGCGCUCACGCAAGAGCAGCAGCUUCUCCGAAAAAUCUGUCCAAUCCACUACGUCAUGUAGGACCAUCAAGCCCACCUGGAAGUAGAACUCAAAUAUGGUGGAACUUGAUUGGAGCAAGAGAGGAAGAAAUGGUACUAUGGUUUUCCCCACAUACUGUAGACUGACAUUUUGUGUCCUCUUUCAUUAGCUACUCUAAGACAUCCCAUCUCAUCCAUAUCAAGUCAUUAUACAGGGCUCCGUCAACACGUAUUGUAUGAACUGCAAAAAUAUAUAAUGCACUGUAUAAGAUUAUUUCUUCAUGAGCCCCCAUUUGUUUUUGAGCAUUCUUCACGAUGAGACAGAACUGACAAAUGGCAAAAUCCCCCUUUUUUCCUUCUUUGCCUGCGUUGUGGUCUUAAACUCUAUUUAAUAAGGUAUAAUAACAUGUCAAAAAAGAAGAAAAAUUAUGAUGCUUUUUUUUACAACCCAUUUUAAGAUGGUGUUUACAUGGUAUUUACUUAAAAACGAUGUGGUAGUAACAAUGGAUAUUUUCUGGUAUUCACCUCAAAGAAUUCAACACUAUUGGUAAUUUACUGUUACCAAAUGGCACAUAGCGACACGUGUGUCCACGCAUCUCGUGUGAUUACUAUGCAAUUAUUAGAUAAUUACCAUUUAAACAAGUACUUUCUAGGUAACUACCUGGUAAACAAUGACUGUAAAAUGAAGUGUUACUGAAAACCCACUACUGAACAUGCUUGAAUGCUGCUAAUUAGCUUUGACAAUUUGGGGACUGUGUUAGUGUCUUCAUUCAGGGUAUGAGCUUUGUAAGACACUGUCUUGCUGCUGUUGUGAUUGUGACUUUGAUUUCCGUGGUUCUCUACUUUCCUUGGCACAGCCGUACUAUACAGUAGCCUGGAGUCCACACUGAAUAUUUUUUCACUUUACUGAUUUAGUCUGAGUCUGAUUCAAUAGGGUUCGUUUGGAAUUGGCAAAAAAGAGCUGGUCCAAUCAGUGUCUUCUCAGAUACUAUGUGCGGGACAAUAAUGAAAAUAACUAUUCAGGGCCUUAUUCACUAGAAACCAAACGGGGGGGACGGAAUAAGAAACAAAGAAACAACUGUUUUUGUUUUCCGUUUGCACUAAUGAAUAUGACCCUCAUUGUACUUCUCAGCAGCUGGCCACUGAGUUCCUUUCCCGCUCCACUGAAGUUAUACCGCGGUUAUACUUGACAUUGCAAAAAUAGUAUAUAGUAAAAAAAAUCCAAAAUAAAAGGCCACAGAAGAAAUGCCUAUAGGCCCCAUUUAAUCCAACCGGGUAUCCGGGGUUAAGAUAAAUAGACAUUAUUGUUGAUGUGCUGCAUCGUCUUGGACAAAAUUAUAUGUGUAGUCAAACAUUAGGAAACUGAACUAUAUUUGAAUUCUAAUGUCAAUGAAGUUGAAGAAUUUUGUUUUUCACUUGUUUUGGAUACCUGGUUGUCAGUGUUUGAUUGAAUCAGGUAUCCUAUUGUGUACUGAGUCAAGUACAUUAACUAUUACUAUUAGCAAGUACAGAAAGUUAUUGAGUCAUUAUCCUCUGUUUAUGAUACUCCAGUUAGUCCUUUGGUAUGAUUCCACUGUAAAGUUUUACCUUUACCUCUUAGAAUACAGUACAUGCUAGGGUGUACUUUGUCAUGCAAUGCAUUUUCAUGUACUUGUGGUACUUUUGAUAUUUGUAUGUAUGUAUCAAUAACGAGCAAGGUUUCUAAAUGCUCUUGAUAAAACGCCUCCAUUCAAGCAUGGAGUAGAAGUGCACACAAAGGAAAUAUUUUUCCUGCUUUAUGCCAUAGCUAGACCAACACUAACGCUAUGAAAAACAACAUUGAAUAGCUCUUCAGACUGAAGUAACACCCAACAUGGUGUUGUUUGUCUCUGCGUUUUGUCACAAUAAUCGUCUUUGUAAUCCUCAACUUUUCUACUGUGAAUGUUGUCAUCUCCUGAUUUUUGUAUUACCUGACAUUGUGUAAUUGUGUUCCUUGACCGCCAUCGGUCGUGAUCAAAGUAAUACUGUAGAUUCUUCAGCCCUGCAAUUGCUCCUCACUACACUGGUCCCAGAUCAGUUUGUGCUGUCUUGUUGACUCCUAUGGUCAUAUUGGCAAGCCAGCACAAACAGAUCUGGACCAGGCCAGCUUGUCACACCAGUUGCCUUUCAAACAGCAUUGUGCCAUUGACAUAAACAACAACAACUAGAGUGCAUUAACUUGAAGCUUGAUGUUGCUGUCCCAUAAUCAGUGUCUCCUAAAUUGUAAAUAAGAGUAGAAAUCCUCCCUACCUUCCAUUGCACCUACCAAAAUAGCUAUUAGACUGGAUACUACAAAUCACGGGCUUAGCCAAUUAGCUGUCCACUCUGUGUACAUAGUGUAAAGACAUACUAUUUUUGAUUAUACGUAGAGCUCGCAAUAUGUUUACACGUAGCAAACUGUAUAUGGAGGCUUGGAAGUAGUGAAGGUGAAAGGAUUCUGUUGACAAGAGGAAAUGGUUAACCAGACUUUUUCCUUUCUGGAAAUUGUCACAAUGAACAGCAUCGUUGUUCACAGACCAUACAUUGAGGCACUCAAUUCAACUUGUCUUGAAUCAACCAUGUCAAUCUACUGUACUCUAAGUCUGAGGAUAUCUCAAGCAUAUCUAUACAGUUGUUGUACCAUGUCUGUCUGCAAUAUUGAAAACCCACUACUGAAAAUGUUUGAAUGCUGCUAAUUAGCUUUGACAAUUUGAGGACUGUGUUAGUGUCUUCAUUAGGGUAUGAGCUUUGUAAGACGCUACCUUUUGUUGUAAUUGUUGUACCAUUUCUGUCUGCAACUCUCAGAGUAGGCUUAAGAGAGCCCAUUUUAAAUUGAUCCUACAGGCCACAACCCUGCAGUAGGCCAUGAUAUGUGUAUCUCCCUGCUCUCUGCAAUGCAAAUGAAGUGAGGCAGCGAAUGUCACAAAAGACCCAGAGGCCAUACGUCAGCCCAGAUGGUGUCUCUCAAAUGGCACCCUAUUCCCUAUAUAGUGCACUGCCUUUGACCAGGGCCCAUAGGGCUCUGAUCAAAAGUAGUGCACUAUAUAGAAAUAGGGUGCCAUUUGGGACGCUGACCUACGACAUGGCUAAUGACUAAAGAGCGAGACACAAUGCUCCUCUCUCUUCCUCUCUUUUCCCAUCAACAGUCACAGUCAAACUGUAUGAUAGAUCUCUUGUCCACCAGACUUAACACAAUGUCCAGUCUUUUACAAGGAUGGUCUUUUACAAGAGCGGCCUCCCACAUCUUAUCGCACAAUGCCUCCUGCUGCUGGGCUCAUUUUAAGAGGGGCAUGUCGACAAUGGGUGGUCUUGCGUCAGAGCCACUAAAUACGGUGGGACUUCAAUACGGAAUGUCUACCCUUGCAUCCACCCACCACUCUGCCGCCACUUCCUUGUUAUGUAAUGGUAACCAUGACAUCCCGGUCCAGCAGCUCAGUCAGGACGCUGUGAGACUGAACACUAGAAGUGGUCCGUCUGACUAAUAGCCUUAGCCUUUCUAAACUUAGGCCCGACUCCUAAUCAUGACAGAGCAGGCGCCUGGCAACCCAAAACGGUGUUGAAACAUUUGUCCAAUGUUGCCCAACCCAAACCGAAUGGUGGCGAUUAAGAUUUUCCCUUUGAUUGAUUGAUUGAUGUUGGUGGUUUUUCAAGCCAACUCGAGAAGUUGCACGCACACAAUACAGUGACUUCAUCCACAGUAGGCUACAGUUCAUGUUCACCUUCAAAUGUUGACCUUAAAUCACAGUGUGAGCUAUUGGCAUGGAUUCCUAGGUGAUGGUGCUUGUGUGUUGGAACUGAAAGCAAAGAGGAAUGUUUUCUAGCCUGAUCCCAGAUCUGUUUGUGCUUUAUAGCCAACAAUAUGAUUGUUGUCAUGGCCUGACAGCACAAACCAUUCCGGGACCAGGCUUUGUGUUUUUUUACUGUUUUAAUGUGAUUCUUUAUGGGGAUCAGACUACGCAUAUCUUAGCUGGAGUUCACACCACUUUAUAUAGCUGCUCCACUUAAUUGCCUUGGUUCUGCUUUGCCGCCUUCUUCUCCAAGUAACUGUCUUCGAUGUUAAUAAACUCAAACUUUUACCUGGAGAAAAUGACUGUAAUCACUAGAAUACACAGGGCUGAAUAUUAUAAUGUUAUUCUACAGCACUGAUCAUUUUUUAAAGUUAUGAUGUGAAAUAAAAUCAAUAAAAUCACCUGAUGCUGUGUCA